ACUAGUAAGAACCGUGUCCGGGUAGAAACGUGAGCUCGGUGCCAUGUGGAGUGAAAACCGUGCUGGAGAGUAGAAACCAAAACACGUAAAAAUGAGUCUUUUACCCCGAACCGCCGAGGAGUUUAGCUCAGCUGAAUACUGGGAGAAAUUCUUUAAAAAGCGCGGAGAAAAGGCUUUUGAGUGGUAUGGAGACUACAACAAACUGUGCGGCGUCUUGCACAAAUACAUCAAAGUGACGGAUAAGGUGCUGGUGGUUGGUUGCGGUAACUCUGAGCUGAGCGAACAGCUGUAUGACGUGGGCUACAAACAUCUGAUGAAUAUAGACAUAAGUGAGACAGUGGUGACACAUAUGAGCCAGAGGAAUGCAGAGCGAAGGCCUGGCCUGCUUUUCCAUCAGGUGGAUGCUACUCAGACUCCAUAUGAGGAUGUCAGCUACCAGGCUGCUCUGGACAAGGGCACCCUGGAUGCUAUGGCGUCACAAGAGGAAGGAGUGUUGGCUGGGAAAAUGCUCACUGAGGUAAGCCGUGUUCUCUGUGUUGGAGGGAGGUACAUCUGUGUGACGCUGGCCCAGGAGAGCGUGAUUAGGUUAGCUGUGGAGCACUUUGUUCAGCUUGGAUGGGCGGUGAGACUCCACUGCCUGCAGGAGGAAAGAGGUGCUGAAGAGGAAGACUCCUUUGCUCUGCCCAUUUUCGUCCUAGUCUGCACUAAAUUCCGUCAGCCAAUGCCUAUGCCCAUUCUUGAGAUGUGUAUUGGGGAUGAUGGUGCCCCUGUCCGGCACACACAAGUUAAUGAACUGUUAUCGUCUGUGAGAGAGUAUCAGGCUUAUUCUGUUUUGAGGAAGCGGCUCCGCACAAGCACUGAUCCUGGCUCAAAUCUCUCACUAACUCUCUGCCACGUCAAAACAGGACUGCCCAGAUACACUCUUACAGUGCAAGACUGUCCACCUGGAGCCAAGGUGCCACGAUCCAACCAGUUUGCUAUAUUUAUUGUUCCACAAGGGAGUGAGACAGCUUGGCUCUAUAGCUCUGUUGAGGGCAGGAAGCAGCUGGCAGCCAGUGCAAACUUCCGGCGCCUGGUUAUUGUUUUGAUGCACAGAAAUCAGGAGUACACAGACAUGCAAGCUGUCCAGUCAGAGCUCUCACCUGUGGUCAUGGACCUGGCUCCACCGUGUAUGCCAACCAACCAGCAGGUGCCGUUUCUGUCAGUGGGGGGUGACCUCGGUUGGCGAGAGGAUGUGAGCAGAGGUGUGAGUCGGCUCAGUGGCGAGUAUUGUGUGGAGAAUGUCAGAGGAGAAGAUGGAGAACUUUAUCGUCGACUUGUGUUCCUGUCAAAUGUUGCCCUCGUUCAGUCGGAGAGCCGACUCGUCUCAUCUAACACGGCAUCAAGUCAAAGGAAGAACAAAAAGAAAGUGAAGACGGCAGUCACAUCUCCACCUCCUCUGUCAGUGGACAGUGGCUUCCUCUGCUGUGCUCACCAUGAAGUCAUGGUGGCUGGGCUUACUGUCCUUGGGGUGGGCAUGCCACAGAACAAAGAUGUUCCUGUAUCAGUGCUCCUGGUGGGGCUUGGUGGGGGAGGCCUGCCUCAGUUUCUGCGGGACUUUGUGCCCAAUGUAUCAAUCGAGGUUGUAGAACUGGACCCUGUUGUCCUGGAGGUGGCAAAGGAGUGGUUUGGGUUCAGACCAGAUGACCAUUUGACUGUUACUGUUGGGGAUGGCCUGGAGCGCAUUUGUGCCCUGGAGGAAGAAGGCGGUCACUUCUUUGAUGUCAUCAUGUUUGAUGUUGACAGUAAAGACAGCUCUUUGGGAAUGAGCUGUCCUCCCGCUGCCUUCGUAGAAACCCCCAUUCUGCAGAAAGUUUUUGACUUGCUCACUGCCAGAGGACUUUUUAUGCUGAACCUCGUGUGUCGUGACCCAGCCCUGAGGAAAACUGUUCUUGAGCGCGUGAGGAGCAUGUUUCCCAGCGUUCUCUCUCGAAAGAUGGCCGAGGAAAUCAACGAAGUUCUCCUGUGCUGCCGAGAACAAAAGGACACCGCCCACAUCCUUCCAUCCUUGAGCCAGGCAGCCAAGAAUCUGCAGAGCACUCUGUGCUCUGACAGGACUCAAACUAAAUGCAGGCCCCAUAUCGACAUUGCAGAGAUGUUAAAAGACCUGAAAGUAGAGUAAAGGUUGUGUUCUGUGGGUUUUAAAAUCAUGAAGCUUUGGCUUUGUUCAGUGUGUGCAUGAUCAAACAUUUAAAAUGUGGGUACUUGAUGGAGUGGCUGCGUCAAAUCACUAUUAAAUAUACACAUGAGUUUCUCA
Messenger RNA from Nothobranchius furzeri (turquoise killifish), 2296 nucleotides. RefSeq names its product methyltransferase 13, eEF1A lysine and N-terminal methyltransferase (gene mettl13). Lineage: Eukaryota; Metazoa; Chordata; Actinopteri; Cyprinodontiformes; Nothobranchiidae. The record is from RefSeq and is a predicted model, not a curated record.